AAAGGGCCCCGUGGAGCAGCUCGGGCAGCUCCAUCUUCACUCGGGGAAACUUGUUGGAUUUAGGGGUAGGAGGAGGAGCGGCUGCCAGCAAUGACGAUACGCCGAACACCGUUUUCAGCAGGCUGGGUGAAGGCGUCCCGGAAGCAGAAUGAGAGGAUGGCCGGCCUGCCGCACAUCCCGGGCCCCGAGAACCUCCGCCCCUUCACCCCUGCCUCGCUGGCUGCCAUCGAGCAGCGCAUCGCCGAGGCAGAGGCGCUCAAGAUAAAGAGGCAGCAAAUUGAGCUGCCCGAGGAAGAGGAGAUCAAGCCCAGCAGCGACCUGGAAGCCGGCAAGAACCUGCCCCUCAUCUAUGGUGACCCACCGCUGGAGCUCAUCGGGACCCCUCUGGAGGACCUGGACCCUUUCUACAAGGAUAAGAAGACAUUCAUAGUCCUCAACAAAGGGAAGUCCAUCUUCCGCUUCUCGGCAACCCCUGCCCUCUACAUGCUGGGGCCCUUCCACCCCAUCCGCAGAGGAGCCAUCAAAGUGCUUAUCCAUUCAUUAUUCAGCAUGUUCAUCAUGAUCACGAUUUUAACCAACUGUGUGUUUAUGACGCUGAGCAACCCCCCAGCGUGGUCCAAGAACGUGGAAUACACCUUCACUGGGAUAUACACCUUCGAGUCCCUCAUCAAGAUACUGUCGAGAGGCUUCUGCAUCGACGACUUCACAUUCCUGCGCGACCCGUGGAAUUGGCUGGACUUCAUGGUCAUCUCCAUGGCCUACAUUACCGAGUUCGUGGACCUGGGGAACAUCUCUGCUCUCAGGACCUUCCGUGUCCUCCGUGCCUUGAAAACUAUCACCGUGAUACCAGGGCUGAAGACAAUCGUUGGGGCUCUGAUCCAGUCGGUGAAGAAGCUCUCAGACGUCAUGAUCCUCACCGUCUUCUGCCUCAGCGUGUUUGCCCUCAUCGGUCUCCAGCUCUUCAUGGGGAACCUCCGACAGAAGUGUGUGCGGUGGCCCCCCCCCAAUGACACCCUGCUAGGGGACUUUGGGCUGGAGAAUGACACAUUCGUCAACACAACGCUCUAUGGCAACUUCACUGAUGACAUCAUCAGCAACUUCACUGAUGGCAUGAUCGGCAAUUUCACCAGCAACUUCACCAGUAACAGCACCUUUGAUUUCGAGGCCUACAUCAACGAUGAAGCCAAUUUCUACUUUCUGGAGGGAGCGCUUGAUGCCCUGCUCUGCGGGAACAGCAGUGAUGCUGGGAAGUGCCCUGAAGGCUACCAGUGCAUGAAGGCGGGGAGGAACCCCAACUAUGGCUAUACCAGCUACGACACCUUCAGCUGGGCUUUCCUGGCCCUCUUCCGCCUCAUGACGCAGGACUUCUGGGAGAACCUUUUCCAGCUGACGCUGCGUGCAGCAGGGAAAACGUACAUGAUCUUCUUCGUGGUGGUUAUAUUUCUUGGUUCCUUCUACCUCAUCAACCUCAUCCUGGCAGUGGUGGCCAUGGCUUACGCAGAGCAAAACGACGCCACGUUGCUGGAGGAGCAGCAGAAGGAGGAGGAAUUUCAGCAGCUCAUGGAGCAGCUGAAGAAGCACCAAGAGGAGCAAGAGAGGAUGUUGCAGGAACGACGGUCCAGCAGCGGUUCCCUGCCCAGCAGCGUGGCCCAGGAGGACCAUGACUCGGACCUCAACAGUGACCAGGACAAGGCAAAGGACUGCAAUGGGCAAGUGGUCCCCAAGGUGGUCCUGGAGCGGUCUGCGACAGUGGUUGACUUCAACCCAACCAAUGAGCCAGAAAAAUCAGACCCCAACCACCUCACCGUGGGCAACCAAGAUGGGCCAGGCCUCGAGAAGAGGGUGGGGAGCGCCAUCAGUGUCAUCUCCAACGCUGUGGAAGAGCUGGAGGAAGCUCACCAGAAGUGCCCACCCUGGUGGUACAAAUUUGCCCACACUUUCCUGGUCUGGAACUGCUGUCCUCUGUGGGUGAAGCUGAAGGAAUUUGUCAAGAUGGUGGUGAUGGAUCCCUUUGUGGACUUGGGCAUCACUAUCUGCAUUGUGCUUAACACAGUCUUCAUGGCCAUGGAGCAUUACCCCAUGACAGAGGAGUUCGAGAAUGUGCUGACCGUGGGAAACCUGGUCUUUACAGGGAUCUUCACAGCGGAGAUGGUCCUGAAGCUCAUUGCCUUGGACCCCUACGAGUAUUUCCAGCAGGGCUGGAAUAUCUUUGACAGCUUCAUCGUCACUCUCAGCCUGGUGGAGUUGGGCCUGGCCAACGUGCAAGGGCUCUCCGUGCUCCGCUCCUUCCGCUUGAUGAGGGUUUUCAAGCUCGCCAAGUCCUGGCCCACCCUCAACAUGCUCAUCAAGAUCAUCGGUAACUCGGUGGGUGCCCUGGGGAACCUCACGCUGGUGCUGGCCAUCAUCGUCUUCAUCUUUGCUGUGGUGGGGAUGCAGCUCUUUGGGAAGAGCUACGUAGAAUGCGUGUGCAAGAUCUCCCUCGACUGCACGCUGCCCCGCUGGCACAUGAACGACUUCUUCCACUCCUUCCUCAUCGUCUUCCGCAUCCUCUGCGGGGAGUGGAUCGAGACCAUGUGGGACUGCAUGGAGGUGGCCGGCCAGACCAUGUGCCUCAUUGUCUUCAUGAUGGUCAUGGUCAUCGGGAACCUCGUGGUCCUGAACCUGUUCUUAGCUUUGCUGCUGAGCUCCUUCAGCGCCGAUAGCCUGGCGGCGUCCGACGACGAUGGAGAGAUGAACAAUUUGCAGAUUGCUAUUGGCAGGAUCACCAGGGGGAUCGACUUUGCAAAGGCAUCUCUGCUGACGCUGCUCCACAGGCUGUGGAAGGGGAAGAAGGUGGCCCCGGAGGAAGAGCAAGAGCACAGCAAGAGGGACAACUCUGUGUUAAACCACAUGGACACUGGCCAGGAGAUCAAGUUGGAGUACUUGGACGGAGUCGCUGGCAAAGAGCAUUUUUUCAUGGAUGAACUGGACCACAUGAAUUUCAUUAACAACCCCAACCUGACGGUGCAAGUCCCCAUCGCCUCGGAGGAGUCUGACCUCUAUGAGGAGACGAGCACCCAGUCUGAAGCUGAGGACAUCAAGAUUCCCCUCCCCAAUGACAACGCAUCAUCCGUGUGCAGCACCGUGGAUUACAAGCCCCCGGCGCCGGUGGAGGAGGAGGUGGCAGAAGAGGCUGAGGACAGCAACGAGCCUGAGGAGUGCUUCACCGAAGCCUGCGUGAAGAGGUUUCCCUGCCUCUACGUGGACAUCACCAGUGACAGAGGGAAGGUGUGGUGGAACCUCCGGAAAACCUGCUUCCGCAUCGUGGAGCACGACUGGUUUGAGACCUUCAUCGUCUUCAUGAUCCUCCUCAGCAGUGGGGCGCUGGCUUUUGAGGACAUCUACAUCGAACAGCGGAAGGUGAUACGCACCAUCCUGGAGUACGCCGACAAGGUCUUCUCCUACAUCUUUGUCAUCGAGAUGUUGCUCAAGUGGGUGGCCUACGGCUUCAAGGUGUACUUCACCAACGCCUGGUGCUGGCUGGACUUCCUCAUCGUGGAUGUUUCCCUUGUCAGCCUGACAGCGAACUGGCUGGGAUACUCCGAGCUGGGAGCCAUCAAGUCCCUGCGGACCCUGAGGGCUCUGAGACCACUGCGUGCCCUGUCCAGAUUUGAAGGCAUGAGGGUGGUGGUGAAUGCCUUGCUGGGCGCCAUCCCUUCCAUCAUGAACGUCCUGCUGGUCUGCCUCAUCUUCUGGCUGAUAUUCAGCAUUAUGGGGGUGAACCUCUUUGCGGGGAAGUACUACCGGUGUGUCAACACCACCACGGGGGAGCUCUUUGACAUCAGUGUGGUGAACAACAAGAGCGACUGCAUGGCCCUCCUCCACACCAACGAGGUCAGAUGGGUCAAUGUCAAGGUCAACUUCGACAACGUGGGCUUGGGAUACCUCUCCUUGCUGCAGGUGGCAACCUUCAAAGGCUGGAUGGACAUCAUGUACGCCGCCGUGGACUCUCGCGAGAUUGAAGAGCAGCCAGUGUACGAGAUCAACCUCUACAUGUACAUCUACUUCGUCAUCUUCAUCAUCUUCGGCGCCUUCUUCACCCUGAACCUCUUCAUCGGCGUCAUCAUCGAUAACUUCAACCAGCAGAAGAAAAAGUUUGGAGGCAAAGACAUCUUCAUGACAGAAGAGCAGAAGAAAUACUAUAACGCCAUGAAGAAGCUGGGCUCCAAGAAGCCGCAGAAGCCCAUCCCCAGGCCGUCGAACAAGUUUCAAGGGAUGGUGUUUGACUUUGUUACCAGGCAGGUGUUUGACAUAACCAUCAUGAUCCUGAUUUGCCUGAACAUGGUGACCAUGAUGGUCGAAACUGAUGAUCAAAGUGAACUCAAAACAUCUGUCCUCUACAAGAUAAACCUGGUCUUCAUCGUCAUCUUCACUGGAGAGUGUGUGCUCAAAAUGUUUGCCUUGCGUUACUACUACUUCACUAUCGGCUGGAACAUCUUUGACUUUGUGGUGGUCAUCCUCUCCAUCUUAGGUAUCGUCCUCUCAGACAUCAUAGAGAAGUACUUUGUGUCACCCACCCUCUUCAGGGUCAUCAGGCUGGCAAGGAUUGGCCGUGUCCUCCGGCUGAUCCGAGGGGCCAAAGGCAUCCGGACGCUCCUCUUUGCCCUGAUGAUGUCCCUGCCUGCCCUGUUCAACAUCGGCCUCCUGCUUUUCCUCGUCAUGUUCAUCUACUCCAUCUUCGGGAUGUCCAACUUUGCCUAUGUAAAAAAGGAGGCAGGGAUUGAUGAUAUCUUCAACUUUGAAACUUUUGGGAACAGCAUCAUCUGCCUCUUCCAGAUCACCACGUCGGCUGGAUGGGAUGGCCUCCUCAGCCCCAUCCUGAACAGCGGUCCCCCCGACUGUGACCCUGAGCUGGAAAACCCUGGCAGUUCGGUCAAAGGGGACUGUGGCAAUCCCUCCAUUGGCAUCUUCUUCUUCUGCAGCUACAUCAUCAUUUCCUUUCUCAUCGUGGUGAACAUGUACAUUGCCAUCAUCCUGGAGAACUUCAAUGUGGCCACAGAGGAGAGCAGCGAACCCCUCUGUGAAGAUGAUUUUGAAAUGUUUUAUGAAACUUGGGAGAAGUUUGACCCGGAUGCCACCCAGUUCAUCGCGUACAGCACCUUAUCUGACUUUGUAGACACCUUACAGGAGCCACUCAAAAUUCCCAAGCCAAACAAGAUCAAACUAAUCACCAUGGAUCUACCAAUGGUUGCUGGGGACAAAAUCCACUGUCUGGAUAUCCUCUUUGCCCUGACUAAGGAAGUGCUGGGAGACUCGGGAGAGAUGGAUGCCUUGAAGGCCACCAUGGAGGAGAAGUUCAUGGCUGCAAACCCCUCAAAAGUUUCCUAUGAGCCCAUCACCACCACUCUGAAAAGGAAACACGAGGAAGUCUGUGCCACAAAGAUCCAGAGGGCUUUCAGGAGGUACCUCCUGAGGCGCUCGGUGAAGCAGGCGUCCUACAUGUACAGGCACAGUAAGGACGAGGAGGCCCUGCAAGAGGACGCGCCCGAGAAGGAAGGUCUGAUCGCCACCAAAAUGCACGAGAUGUAUGGGAACAGUGGGACAGAUGUGGAGACAGCCCCUGCCUUUGGUCUUGCACCCGUUCCCAGCUCAGAGACUCAAGAUGCUCCUGGAGAAGCAGAAGGAUGGGAUAAGGAAUAUGUUGUGAAAGAGUCGCUGGUAUAACAGAAAGAGGCUUCCGCCUAAAAAAGACUUCAUUUGUAUCUCCUUUUCAAGAGCUCUUCCAUAUACAGAUCAAUAGAUCUUAGAUACCGAGCUAAUUUCAGAUAAUUCAAGCAGACACCUUAACUUUUGGAGCAGGAUCUCUCACUGAUCCUGGUUUUUACAGCUCGCCGCACUUGCAAAGAGUUUAAUAUUUUUAUUAUGAGAAUUAAAUGUGAAUUCUAUUGUUGGUGAAAGAGAAACAUUUUUAGUUUUGAAAUGAUCUCAUCAUGGCAACGAUGUUUUUCAGACGUUAACAAAUGAGUAUGGCUGUCCUUUUAUUUAAAGUAAUUAUUUAUUAAUGUUAUUUCACAAUUAAGAGAUUUUCUUGUAUAUUAUUCUUCCGGAGUGCAGACAAGUAGCCAGUGAAAGAUGAGCCAAGUGAAAUAAUAUUAAAAAUAAUUACAGAAAAGGCAAGGUUUUCUGAACAAAAAUCUCCAAUGUCUUAAAUUAGCACCUUUCUUUUGAACAUUUGAAUAAGCUUUAUGGAUUUUUUUUUUUUUUGUUAUAUACAGAGAAAGUGC
Messenger RNA from Calidris pugnax (ruff), 6263 nucleotides. It is a transcript of the gene SCN4A, whose product is annotated as sodium channel, voltage gated, type IV alpha subunit. Gene Ontology annotation, biological process: membrane depolarization during action potential; neuronal action potential; sodium ion transmembrane transport. The record is from RefSeq and is a predicted model, not a curated record. Lineage: Eukaryota; Metazoa; Chordata; Aves; Charadriiformes; Scolopacidae. The transcript has 26 exons. Bases 91 to 5703 code for a protein of 1870 amino acids. Gene Ontology annotation, molecular function: voltage-gated sodium channel activity; protein binding. Gene Ontology annotation, cellular component: axon; voltage-gated sodium channel complex; plasma membrane.